Vicia faba (fava bean) is the source of this 435-nucleotide messenger RNA. The record is from the annotation of a GenBank genome assembly. Lineage: Eukaryota; Viridiplantae; Streptophyta; Magnoliopsida; Fabales; Fabaceae.
AUGUCUCAUGAUCAGAAAUUUAGUAGCGAGAAACCUAUAGAACAGAUUUGGGAGAUUUUGACACCAUGGCAUCAAGCAAAAAGUAAAGCAGAAAGUUCCAUAUCAGAAGCAGUGGAGAAAGCCGCAACUUCUGGAAUGCUAGAUAUCCAAAAUGAACUAGAAAAGUGUACUGAAGAAAGAAAUGAUGUUGCUGACGUUAAUCAGAAGCUCAUUAAAAAUCAUGAAAUGUGGCGAGAGAAGGUUAAAGAAGCUAAAGAGAGAGAAGUUGCAUCAAUGAAGUCGAUGAAUGAGUGGGUACUUGAUUUGGAGGAACAUGUAUUACAACUCCCUUCAUCAAUUCUUUGUAUAGUAUGGGGAAACCGACGGAUGUCAAGAAAAACUGUAAAAAAGGCCAAGGGCCCAAGUACAUAUGAACAAUGUAUGUUAAUACGAUAG